This is a messenger RNA of Mus musculus (house mouse), 4666 nucleotides long. RefSeq names its product keratin 78 (gene Krt78). NCBI's taxonomy places the organism in Eukaryota, Metazoa, Chordata, Mammalia, Rodentia, Muridae. The record is from RefSeq and is a predicted model, not a curated record. Gene Ontology annotation, molecular function: structural molecule activity. The transcript has 13 exons. The coding region runs from base 1422 to 4499 and encodes 1025 amino acids. Gene Ontology annotation, cellular component: keratin filament.
UUCUCCUCCAGGCUGUUCCAAGAGAAUGUCUUGUUGGUAGCCCAGCUCAUACUCUGGCUAUGGAAUAUGGUUCUUAAUCAAUGCAUUGCUUCUCACAGUUUACAUCAGGGUCUCAGAUAUCCAGGUUCACUCCAGCUUUGCAGCACCCUUGCCAAGGAAUCAGGUUUUGGGUGGUCCAAUCAGAGAGAGAGAGAGAGAGAGGGAGAGAGAGAGAGAGAGAGAGAGAGAGUGAGUCAGUGCACUGUACCCCAGACCUCAGGCAUCAAAGUGGCUAAGUGGGGCAUGGAAGUAAGGACUGUCCCAUUUUCAAGCCUGUCCUUGGCCAGACACAUAGCUUCCUUGUGUUCGGCCUUUCCUAUUUCCUCAACAGGGAUUUAGGAGGUCUGGUUUCCCACCCUUCCAGAUGUACAAAGUCUAUUUUUAGUAAUAGGGUGUGUUGGGUCUGCCAUUUCUAGAUGCCAGGAUAGUUCACUAUAGGACUUGGCACAGAUUCCUGGGUUGGCCCCUGUUCCUCACCCACACCUACACCCACACUGCUCUUACUGCUUCUGCCUCCCCGCUGUAAUCUUGAUAGAAAGGGUGUGUGUGGAGGCCAGUGUUUGCCUGUGGAGGGUGGGCCGUAUGCUUAUGGGUGUGUAUAGGUCCAUUGAAGUGUGUGAAUAGGUUUGCCUAUCUGUCAAGCAAGUGUCCCAAGGUUUAGAGCAGGGGAGGAGAGUAUUAAGAGACAGCUGGGUGAGGCACCACCAACACCAUUGCCACCAAUACGGAGUUUCCCACAGUCACAUGGUCCAUGCAGCCCUAGGCUAGGUGUGCAUCAACCCUUGGCAUGGCCUCUGAGGCUUUUGCUGUUUCAGAUUUGUUGAAAACUGGUGGAGAACUGGAACAGAGGGGACAGGAAAUCGACCAGACUGAACAGGAAGUAAGACCAGACUAGACAGGAAGUAGGAACAGACUAGACAGGAAGUAGGAACAGACUGGACAGGAAGUAGGAACAGACUGGACAGGAAGUAGGAACAGACUGGACAGGAAGUAGGAACAGACAUGGGCCCGUGCUUAAAUGAAUGACAGAAACAGACAUGGCCACUCCUAGGUAUGGUGGAGGAGGAAGUUUACUGCAGAUAAGAAGAGCACAGUAGCUAUGUGACCUCUGAGAGAGUCCAGAGUGAACAAGACCCCGCGUCAGGCGAGGAGACAUGGAGAGGGCAGGGGAGAAGGGAGAACAGCUGCCAGCCAAGAGAAGUGGCCUGGGCCAAGAGACUGGCCAAGAGAGCAGUUGAGUGGGCCAGACAGGCAUGCUAUAUACAAUUCAAGAGCCCAAGAAGGCCCUGGCCUGCCCCGUUGCCUGGUUUCUCUUGCGAAGGGCAGCCGAGCUGUGUGUCCUGUGAGUUGUCCCAGGUGAUGUCUGUGAAGAGACGUUCUUCAUGUCCGUCGAUGUCCGUCGAGGCGAUGCCGGUGGCUGGGGGCUUUUCACUCCUGGAGGGAGCGGAACCAUGUUGUGCACAGCUGUCUGGCUUGGGUGGAGCACCUGUAGGGUUGUGCUAAUUGCCAAGAAUGAUUUCCUCAUAGCAUCUCUCCAGCGUUUGUUCCAGGUGGUGAAGACACAGGAGACUCGAGAGAUCAGAAGCCUCAACAACCAAUUCGCCUCCUUCAUUGACAAGGUGCGCUUCCUGGAGCAACAGAACAAGGUACUGGAGACCAAGUGGGAGCUGCUGCAGCAGCUGCAGGGCAAUCGCAGCCCUCAGGGUCUAGAGUGCAUCUUCGAAACCUGCCUAGCCCGACUCAGGCAGCAGCUGGAGGAGCUGCAGAGAGAGCGAAGGGCUCUGGACUCUGAGCUGAAGACCUAUCAGGACCAGGAGGAUGAAUAUAAGUCCAAGUAUGACCAGGAAGCGUACAAGCACGCCUCUGUGCAGAAUGAUUUUGUGGUCCUUAAGAAGGACGUGGAUGAGGUUUUCCAGAGCAAGAUGGAUUUGGAAGGCAACCUGGAGUCUCUGAAAGAACACGUCUGCUUCUUGACACGUCUGUAUGAAGAAGAACUGGGACAGCUGAAGACGCAGGCAGACGACAUGUCUGUGGUGCUGUCCAUGGAUAACAAUCGUUGCUUGGACUUCAGCGACAUCAUUGCUGAGGUCCGUGCCCGUUACGAGGAGAUCACGCGGACUAGCAAGGCCGAGGCUGAGGCUGUGUUCCAGACCAAGUACCAGGAACUCCAGGAAUCAGCCCAGCUUCAAGGGAACAGCAUGAAGGAAGCGCAGGUGCAGAUUUCCCAGCUUCGGCAGGCCAUACAUAGGCUGCAGAGUCAGAUUGGGAGCCUCAGGAAGCAGAAUGACAGUCUGCAGUCGGCCAUCGCUGAUGCUGAGCAGCAAGGGGAGAUGGCUGUGAGGGAUGCCCAGGCCAAGCUGGAUGAGCUGGAGGCUGCCCUGAGAACAGCCAAGCAGGACAUGGCACAGAUGCUACGUGACUACCAGGAACUGAUGGGCACGAAGUUGUCCCUGGAUGUGGAGAUCGCCAUGUACCGGAGGUUGCUGGAGAGUGAGGAGUGCAGGAUAUCCACGGAGCACACCAGCCAGGUCACUGUGUCUAUAACAGAGGGCAGCAUUGUGCCUGGAAGAACUUGUGGAGGCCAAGUAGUUGUGCCUGGAAGAAUUGGUACAGGCCAAGUGGUCAUGCCUGGAAGGGAAUGUGGAGGUCAUGUGGUCAUGCCUGGAAGAGGAUCUGGAGGCCAGGUGACCAUUCCUGGAAGAGGAUCUGGAGGCCAGGUGACCGUGCCUAGAGGAGAAUGUGGAGGCCAGGUGACCAUGCCUGGGAGAGGAUCUGGAGGCCAGGUGACCAUGCCUGGGAGAGGAUCUGGAGGCCAGGUGACCAUUCCUGGAAGAGGAUCUGGAGGCCAAGUGACUGUGCCUGGGAGAGGAUCUGGAGGCCAAGUGACCAUACCUGGGAGAGGAUCUGGAGGCCAGGUGACCAUUCCUGGAAGAGGAUCUGGAGGCCAAGUGACCGUGCCUGGGAGAGGAUCUGGAGGCCAGGUGACCAUUCCUGGGAGAGGAUCUGGAGGCCAGGUGACCAUUCCUGGAAGAGAAUCUGGAGGCCAGGUGACCAUUCCUGGAAGAGAAUCUGGAGGCCAGGUGACCAUGCCUGGAAGAGAAUAUGGAGGCCAGGUGACCAUUCCUGGAAGAGAAUCUGGAGGCCAGGUGACCAUGCCUGGAAGAGGAUCUGGAGGCCAGGUGACCAUGCCUGGGAGAGGAUCUGGAGGCCAGGUGACCGUGCCUGGAAGAGAAUAUGGAGGCCAGGUGACCGUGCCUGGGAGAGGAUCUGGAGGCCAGGUGACCGUGCCUGGGAGAGAAUAUGGAGGCCAGGUGACCGUGCCUAGAGGAGAAUGUGGAGGCCAGGUGACAGUGCCUGGAAGAGAAUAUGGAGGCCAGGUGACCAUGCCUAGAGGAGAAUGUGGGGGUCAAGUGACCAUGCCUGGAAGAGAAUAUGGAGGCCAGGUGACCAUGCCUGGAAGAGAAUCUGGAGGCCAGGUGACCGUGCCUGGAAGAGAAUAUGGAGGCCAGGUGACCAUGCCUAGAGGAGAAUGUGGAGGCCAGGUGACCGUGCCUGGAAGAGAAUAUGGAGGCCAGGUGACCAUGCCUAGAGGAGAAUGUGGGGGUCAAGUGACCAUGCCUGGAAGAGAAUAUGGAGGCCAGGUGACCGUGCCUAGAAGAGAGUGUGGAGGCCAGGUGACCGUGCCUGGAAGAGAAUAUGGAGGCCAGGUGACCAUGCCUGGAAGAGAAUCUGGAGGCCAGGUGACCGUGCCUGGGAGAGAAUAUGGAGGCCAGGUGACCGUGCCUAGAGGAGAAUGUGGAGGCCAGGUGACCGUGCCUGGGAGAGAAUAUGGAGGCCAGGUGACCGUGCCUAGAGGAGAAUGUGGAGGCCAGGUGACCGUGCCUGGAAGAGAAUAUGGAGGCCAGGUGACCAUGCCUAGAGGAGAAUGUGGAGGCCAGGUGACCGUGCCUAGAGGAGAAUGUGGGGGUCAAGUGACCAUGCCUGGAAGAGAAUAUGGAGGCCAGGUGACCGUGCCUGGAAGAGAAUAUGGAGGCCAGAUGACCAUGCCUGGAAGAGAAUGUGGAGGCCAAGAGGUCAUUCCUAGAGGAGAAUGUGGGGGUCAAGUGGUCAUGCCUGGACAAGAAUGUGGAGGCCAAGCAGUUAUUCCGAGAGGAGACUGUGGAAGCCAAGUGGUCAUUCCUAGAGAAGAAUGUGGGGGUCAAGUGUCCAUGCCCAGAGGAGAAUGUGGAGGCCAAGUGGGCACUUGUGGCCACAGAGGCUGGCAAGGCAGCUUUGGGUCUGGAGGCUGCUCUAGCAUCGUUACUGGUGGCUUCGAGAUCCCCCAGGGAUCUGGAUACAGCCCCACCAUGGGUUCCUGUUCCGUAUCUGGCUCAGGCUUCAGUUCUGGCUCUGGCUCCAGCUGCCGCACCAUCCUGAAGAAGACAGUGGAAUCAAGUCGGAAGAUGUCUGUCAUUUAUUGAGUGACCAGGCAGUCACAUCCCUUCUGAGCCCAGAAGCCUUGCUCUGAGCUCAUCCCCCAAUGUCCAAUGUCCACAGCCCGAGGCAGCCCACUGGGCACUGGAGAAAGUCAAUAAAGUCUGGCUUGCCUGCUGUCCCAAGUGGUCAGGGGCAGGUCCUGCUCUGCAUA